UAAGAGCAUGUGAGUGUAUUUUGAAUCCAUUCCUUUGAUAAAAAAUCAUCAAGUUCCAUUCAUUCUAAUACUAUAGAUUUUUUUACGAGCACCUGCCAAGCUUCAGAUUAGAAACAUUUAUAGAGCAGGCCCCAGUAAUAGGUUAUCCCCCCUUUCCCCAGAGUGUAGCUCAACAACUGUAUUAUGCCUUAUCGAUAAAGAAUCAGUUCCUUUUUUUUGGAUCUGGCCAUAUAUAUAAAGACAACUCUUCAUUCAUGGCACCUUUCUUUCAUUAUCAACCAUGUCUGUAACCCAAACACAAGUUGUCGUAGAGGAGAAGUUCCCCCCGUAUGCUUAUACAGAAACCGAAAAUCGACAGCCACCUAUGGCAAACCCUAAUCUCCCUCCACUAUUCGAUGAACCAACGACACUACGCAACUUUACCAAGCAUGUCAAUUGGUUUCAAACCAUCUUGUUGACAUCUACACCUUUACUUGCCAUCUACUCUGCUCUACACACACCCCUACAGACUAAAACAUUCUACUGGUCCAUUCUCUACUAUUUUAUUACUGCACUUGGCAUCACUGCUGGCUAUCACCGUUAUUGGGCUCACAGAUCCUACAAUUGUACAAAAUUAACGCAAAUCUUUCUCUGCUUGGCUGGUUCUGGCGCAUUUGAAGGCUCUAUUCAAUGGUGGUCUCGAGGACACCGUGCACAUCACCGCUGGACUGACUCUGAUAAGGACCCUUAUGCUGCUCCGCGUGGCUUCUUCUUUUCUCACAUCGGUUGGAUGCUUGUCAAUAGACCCAAGAAUAGAAUAGGCUAUGCUGAUACGGCCGAUCUUAGGUCUGAUCCUCUUGUCCAAUUUCAACACCGCUACUACCUUUACUUUGCAACCACCAUGGCUUUCCUUUUCCCUGCACUUGUCGCUGGUUUCGGCUGGGGCGAUUUCAAGGGAGGCCUGGUCUUUGCUGGUCUCUGUCGACUUGUCUUUGUUCAUCAUGCUACCUUCUGUGUCAAUUCGCUUGCUCAUUAUAUUGGUGACACUCCCUAUGACGAUUAUCAUACACCCAAGAACUCAUGGAUUACAGCUCUUGUUACUUGUGGCGAAGGAUACCACAACUUUCACCACGAGUUCCCCCAAGACUACCGAAACGCUAUCCUCUGGUACCAGUAUGAUCCCACCAAAUGGUUUAUCAGGACCCUCAAUUUCUUCGGCUUGACAUAUGGUUUAAAGACGUUCCCAAGUAACGAAAUCGAAAAGGGACGUGUACAAAUGAUGGAAAAGAAAGUCAACGCACUCAAGAGUAAGCUCAAGUUUGGCUCACAGCUCAAGGAUCUUCCAGUCUACAGUAUACAGGAGGUUCAUGACAUGGUGGCCACACAAAACAAGAGAUGGGUGAUCCUUGACGGCAUGAUUUACGAUGUAGAAAACUUUGAUCACCCUGGUGGAUGCAAAUACUUGGAGUUUGGCAUUGGCAAAGAUAUGACCAAGUCCUUUAAUGGCGGUAUCUAUAAUCACUCAAAUGCUGCACGUAACCUGCUUUCAAGUAUGCGUGUUGGUGUGCUUCAAGACUCCAAGGUGCACCUUUACGGAUCAUCUGUUAAUCUCCAAGCAAAGGCAAAUGAAUAUGACUCUACUUUUGAACCAAACCGUAAAAGUAAAUUUUUUUAACAAGUCUAUUUAUUCAAAAUAAAAAUCAUGUAUAAAAAAAAGCAUAUCUUGUAUGAAAAUAAUAAAACAUACAUUCCAGAAUGAUAAAGCAUGGCU
Molecule: messenger RNA, 1750 nt
Organism: Rhizopus microsporus ATCC 52813
Lineage: Eukaryota; Fungi; Mucoromycota; Mucoromycetes; Mucorales; Rhizopodaceae
Product: delta-9 desaturase
Exons: 1
Coding region: 281-1654 (457 amino acids)
Biological process (GO): unsaturated fatty acid biosynthetic process
Cellular component (GO): endoplasmic reticulum membrane
Molecular function (GO): stearoyl-CoA 9-desaturase activity; iron ion binding
Source: RefSeq, a predicted model, not a curated record